Molecule: messenger RNA, 537 nt
Organism: Lachnellula hyalina
Lineage: Eukaryota; Fungi; Ascomycota; Leotiomycetes; Helotiales; Lachnaceae
Exons: 3
Coding region: 1-537 (178 amino acids)
Source: RefSeq, a predicted model, not a curated record
AUGUCAAAGUGCACCGGUGACACCCGCUUCCCCCCCCUCACACCCUCUAAGAACAACCUUAGCGCGGCGCAGGAGGUCCAAUACGACUUCCUCAUCAAUACGACAAGGAAGAUCUACGGGACAACUAUUAUCACAGAAGCUGCUGAUAGCUCACUCCAAGGGCCCUUCAACCAGUUGCUCUACACGCCCACAAUCGUACAAUCUUGGACCGCUCAACAACUAAGCGCCGCUGGUUUAUUGACCCCAAAGGAAAACGAGGCCGCCGUUCUCGCUGGUUUCACAUUAAAGCAAGUUGAAUCCAAGUUAGCAGGUCAUUGUGAAACGGACAUAUCAGCACGCGAGACAGCCAUCUAUAACCUGGCCGUUAAGCUGGCCCAGAUGAAGGGACCAUUAGACGUAGCAUCCUACGAUGCCGCCUUCGCUAUACUAGGGCGUGAAGGCGUUGCUGCUACGAUUCAGCAGUCUGCUGCGUUCUCUUAUUCUGCUAUGAUGUUGAAUGCUGGGGAUGUGUGUGUGCAUGUAGGAGCAGUAGGUUAA